AUGAAAGGAAUCGCAAGUGAAGCAACUCAGAUUUGCAUGGAUGCUUUAGAGCUUUGCUUUGAGUAUAAUAACAGCUUUUGUCAUGACAUUACUGUUGUUGUUGUACUUAGUUGCAACAUACAGCAGAUUCUCGCAUUAUCAUUAGAAUCACGCUUGAAAUGCGUAAUUAAAAACCUGAAAAGUUUCAAAGAACAGAAUAAAUGGAAAACAGUGAAAGAGUGUUGGUGUUACAAUAAGAAUCCUUAUUCAAAGAGAUCAUUUUACCCUGAAAAACAAACAAGCAACUCAUGA
Messenger RNA from Clunio marinus, 291 nucleotides. NCBI's taxonomy places the organism in Eukaryota, Metazoa, Arthropoda, Insecta, Diptera, Chironomidae. The record is from the annotation of a GenBank genome assembly.